UUCAAUGUAUUUGGUCAUCGUCUUCCCAGUGUGGUACAGCUGCAGACAAACCAUCAAGACCUCUGUGGUGAUCUGUGUCAUGGCCUGGGCCCUUUCUGCUCUCUAUCCUAUCACUGUAUUUUUCAGUAGUAUUGAUGUUGUGCAAACCAUCGACAUUGUCUUUUUCUUCCUUCCACUCCCACUGCUCAUAUUCUUCCUGGUUGGGACCCUCAAAGCCCUUUCUGCUAUCAUCUCGGUCCCAGCUGACGAAAAACGACGAAUUGUAGGAACUUUGGUCCUGGUGCUGCUAAUUUACACGCUGCUGUUCCUGCCCUACACCAUUUUGACAGUGCUUAACAGGUUAAAAAUAGACAACUCACAUAUUGAAACUCUUUGGGGCCUGUCUAUUGGGUUUCUCAGGUUGAGUCCUCUUGCAGACUUAGUUCUGUAUAUUUUCAUGAAGAAAGGGGCCGUAGACAAGCUUUUGGCCUCUGUGUGUUGUUGCAGAAUGGAAAGCAAUGAUGUCAUCAGUAUACCAGUAUGAAUCAUGACGACAUGUCCACAGUCGGCUUCAUGUAGGCUGAGAAAGGAGAGAAAGAGGAGAAAACACAAGGAGAAAUACAGAAAAAUAGACAGAUUCUGUCACCUAGUGAUAUGAUUUCCAAUAAAACACCUAACUGCAGA
Molecule: messenger RNA, 663 nt
Organism: Perca fluviatilis (European perch)
Lineage: Eukaryota; Metazoa; Chordata; Actinopteri; Perciformes; Percidae
Product: mas-related G-protein coupled receptor member X4-like
Exons: 2
Coding region: 5-523 (172 amino acids)
Biological process (GO): phospholipase C-activating G protein-coupled receptor signaling pathway; positive regulation of Rho protein signal transduction
Cellular component (GO): membrane
Molecular function (GO): G protein-coupled receptor activity
Source: RefSeq, a predicted model, not a curated record